Molecule: messenger RNA, 4499 nt
Organism: Camponotus floridanus (Florida carpenter ant)
Lineage: Eukaryota; Metazoa; Arthropoda; Insecta; Hymenoptera; Formicidae
Gene: Kank
Product: KN motif and ankyrin repeat domain-containing protein 2
Exons: 10
Coding region: 245-3442 (1065 amino acids)
Biological process (GO): negative regulation of actin filament polymerization
Cellular component (GO): cytoskeleton; cytoplasm
Molecular function (GO): protein binding
Source: RefSeq, a predicted model, not a curated record
UGAACAACGUGCAUAUCACGUUCGCAUUUUUCAUACAUUUAAUUUCUUUCUUUUGAUACGAAUUUGAAGUGACUUAUCGACUUACAUCGUGUGUUUGUUGUUUUCCUAAAAUUAUACUACAGUCCAAACGUGUGAAGUCCCUGACUUUCCAUUUAAUGAUGAGAUGGCUGCCGUCUACCAGUCUUUCUAUGCAGUGAUUAUGGAAAUGCAGAUCUACAGUCAUAUUUGACAAGCUGUCGAAAUUAUGGCGCUAACCGUCGUUCCCUCGACCCGCAUUUUUAACGGAAAUGUGGGAACGCAGACAUACGUUUCCGGUUCGACAGGUUCGAAGUGUCCCUGCUGUCCUUAUGGAUAUCACAUCGAUCUGGAUUUUGUGCGUUAUUGCGAGGCUGUCGCGGCCGGAAGUGCCAACGAUAGGCUCAGCAUAGAGAGACGCAGGAAACGAGAACGCCGUAGACAAUGUCAGUCAAUGGAGGUUCUUUUGGGAUUGGUGAGUCCAGCAUUGGCGGGUAUAGAAGCCGAAUUAACGAAAAUACCGCAAGAAUGCACGACCAUAAACGACGUUACUACAUUAUCGAAUCAUCCGUCGUUACUGAAACAACGGACAGAUUCGCGUCCCUCGCCAGUCUUGGAUCUCAGUGAUGUCGUAGGCGAUUUCGAGGCAACUCUCAAACAAUCUUCUAGAUCAUCGAAAGCUCCUAAACAUCAAUUCUUCGUGGAAAUCGAUGGCAUGAAUGGGGCAGCAUCGGUGCAAAAUGCGGCCCAGUUGGCAGAUUCCGACAACGUCAGUGUCGGAAGCGGUAACUCAAAUCUCAGCACUGGUGCACUUCAGAAUAUCAGAGAACAAAUGGCGGUAUCUCUGGAAAGAAUGAAGGAGCUGGAGGAACAGGUCAAGGCGAUUCCCAUGCUGCAAGUGCAAGUCUCGGUAUUGAAAGAAGAGAAACGCAAUCUUCUGCGACAAGUGGAUGAGCUAAGUAAAACGAAUUCUCGUAAUGAUGCCUUGCAUAGGUAUCGUAGUCAGUCAUUCUCGGAACAGCAUGUCACUGCUCUGCGUAAUUUGAAGAAUACAGGAACUAUAUAUACCAGAGACAUGGGAACUAUGUGUGGUGUGAUGACAAGAGACAUCGGUGUAUCACAUCAACAGAUUAGAACGAGAGAUGUCGGUAUGAUAACGAGCACGCCAAUUAAACCGUUUUUACAAAAAAGCCAAUUACAAAUCGAGGAGAUUAAGCCUGAGGUUCAAGAUGGAAAUAUCGCACUGGAAGAUGAAACAUCAUCGAAUCUUACGAAUUUUUACGAUUUCCAGCAUCGUAGUUUAAAAACCAAUCUAAUUCGUAGUCAAUUGAUGUUGGAAGAGAUUCUGCCCGAAGUACGGAAAAAGCAUCUGAUAAAAACUCCUUUUCACAUAGAAUCGAUAUCAUUUGACGAGAACGACUCAAUCAAUUACAAAACCGCGAAAAAAAUGCGUGAUUUUGGCAUCAACACAGAAAACAGAUCCAAGGUUCUCCAGUGUAGUCAUUUCUUGAUCGAGGAUAUUCCGCCAGAAGCGAAGAAAGAAAUAAAAAUACGUUCUUGCGGUACAACAACGAGUUUGAGUAUGAAGGAUAUUUUAACGAAAGAGGAUACUACAUUGCUCGUAGAGGACGCUUUGAAAAGUUAUAGCAGUAACUUAAUGAAAAACACUUCUUCUAAGAGCGUUCAAUGCCUGCUGGAAACAGUCAAAUUUGAAAAGCGAGAUUAUGCAGUCCAGGUGACUGAAUUGUUCAAGAUGCGUUCGCAUGUGAGUGUAACCGCCAAGCCAUCGAUGACGGAGGUUGGAGUUGAAGUCAAACUUGAUCCAUUCACCAAGAGUGUAUGCGUCGGACCAGAUCCAAUAACGAUGCAGCCACCAGUGUCACUAAAUUCGAUGAAUUCGAGAAGUCAUUCGUUCAAUUAUGGCGACACGAGGAUUAAAAUGAAAGCCAAUAAAUCGGUGGCAGUGACAAUGGAUGACUUGGUGAGAACUAUUACUCGGGGCACUGACACUUUUGGCCUCACGCCGAAAUGCCGAGAUGUCGGCAUUUCGACGACGAAGAAGAAGUUCAUUGAUGUGUCGGUUGGUGACUCCGUUAGGCCACAUAUCUCAAUUUCUUGUGCAGCUAACUAUUGCGACAAUUGCAAGGAAACGAUUAAGAGUCUAGCAAAACAGAUCGCGAAUAAUGCAGAGAACAGCCUAAAUCAUCAGAAUAGUAAUAUGGUAUCUAGGAUUCCAAGACCGUCUCAUAUUUUCUUGAAUAUUUCCGGUGAUCACAAGAAGCAGUUCAAGCGUCAAGAUACGUACACGAAAGUAGCAGCUGCCGGUGUGAUAAGAUACGAUACAGACAACAAGGAGCAAUACGACAGUAGUAAUCGCAAUUUUCAACAAUUACAAAUUGAGAAAAACAAGCAUGAAAAAAUUGCAUCAAAAGAGAUGUGUAGUAUGGAAAAGGAGGAUAAUGAAGAAAAGUCUGAGCUAUCAGAAUCAACUUUGUUUCAACCAAUUCAGGAUAAACCAAGGAAGAAAGUGGAGCCUACAAAAGAGAUGCAAGCUGCCAUGAAAGUGCUCAAUGACAGUAUCAAAAAAUCACCUAGUAGGAACAUUACUCAUCAACUUAAAAAUGCUACUAAUAUUAUACAGCAAGAAUGGUUCAAGAUAUCCAGUACAUCUAAUGCAAAUCCAUUAGAUGUUGAAGAUUAUUUGGACCGAUUUGAAGAGUGCUCUAGUACUUUGCUGGAAUACAUUGUUAACAUGACAGAUACCAGUGGUAACACAGCGAUGCAUUAUGCAGUUUCUCAUGGCAAUUUUGAUGUAGUAUCUAUACUGUUAGACUCCAAAGUCUGCGAUAUUAACAAAGCAAAUGUGGCUGGUUAUACAGCUGUGAUGUUGGCUGCUUUGGCUGAAGUCAGAAAUUCCACACAUGCUUCUGUGGCGAAUAGAUUGUUCCAACUUGCUGAUGUCAACAUUCGUGCAAAAUUGCAUGGACAAACUGCAUUGAUGUUAGCGGUAUCGCAUGGACGUAAAGAUAUGACGCAGUUACUAUUAGAUGCUGGAGCGGCCGUUAAUAUUCAAGACGAAGACGGUAGCACCGCCCUGAUGUGCGCAGCGGAACAUGGUCAUACCGACAUCGUGAGAUUGCUUCUCGCGCAUCCGGAUUGCGAUCCGUCUAUCGUUGACGUCGAUGGCAGCUCAGCUUUAAAGAUCGCUCUCGAGGCAGGUAAUCGGGACAUCGGGGUGCUACUUUAUGCUCACGAGCAUGUUAAUCGAGGUACCAGUCCGUACUCAACUUUAAGGCGGAGUAGAAGAGGCUCCAAGCCGACAACGCCCACUGGACCAUCUCCGUCGGCUCCAGUUAGUCCAGCGCCGUCGCGGCGUCUUCAUUCGUCCAAUGUUUCUUUAAACACAUCGAAAUAUUUCGCCAAAUAAUUCGAUAGUGAUUCUCCUUUCCAUCCAUCAUAAGCUUUCUCUUCACGCACAUUACUUGAUAUAUAAUGAUGAUAAUAAUUACAGCAGGUAAAUUACAGUAUAAACAGAACUUUGUAUUUAAAUAUAAUUUUUUCGCAUAUUAUUUUUUUAUAUUCUUAUAAAUUAUGACACACACACACACACACACAUACGUAUAAAAAAAUUGACAAUACAUUAAAUUUUUUUUGUCUAAUGAUCGAUUUGUCUCGAUGAAAUUGUAUAAUUUAUCAAGUCAAGGACCAUGCUCAACAAUGUAUAUAUCUAUUCAGGGUAAUGUUAGAAAAAAAUCGUGUACUUCAAUUUGUAAUAGUAAUUAGUUUGUAGUAGUUUAGUAUAACCAUUGUAGUUACUGUUGAACAAAUGUUUGAUGAAACUUUCAUAAUCUUUAUAAAUUUGAUAUAACUUCGAUUAUGUAACAUAUUCUUGAGAACACAAUUCUUCUCUUAAAUAGAGUAUGAAAGUACAAAUUUUUCAAUAUCCAUGAUGAGAUAUAGGUCACAGCAAAUAUCAGGCGAUUCUUUUUUUAUCCUAUGACAUUAAACAUUCCAAAACAAAUGAUCGCGAUGAUUCGAAUUUUUUAUAAGUAUAAUAUAUAGGUUUUAGGCCUAAUUUCGAAUUACUCCGGGAUCAAAUCGUCGAUAGAAUAAUCUUAUACCAAUUAAUAGGAAACAUUACAUGAUACAUAUAUAUAGAGUGUUUCAUGAGUGGUUUCACAAAAUUUCAGAAAUGAAUUCCUCAUGCUUAGAGAAAGAAAAAGUUAAUCAACAUAGGUCCGGAAAUGAUUAGUUUUUGAGUUAUUAGAAGUUUUUUUAUAGGCAUCAACAAUGUUUUUUAAGCCGCCGAACUUGAAAAACAUUGUUGAUGUCUGUAAAAGGACUUUUAAGACGAGAAAUGAGACAAAAUUUUGUAUUACAGAAAUCUUAAUAUGUGUGACCUAUGUUGAUUAAUUUUUUUUUCUUCUCUAAGCAUGAGGAAUCCAUUCCUAAAAUUUUGCCCACCAUUUAUGAAACAUCCUGUA